This is a messenger RNA of Pygoscelis adeliae (Adelie penguin), 3708 nucleotides long. RefSeq names its product xylosyltransferase II (gene XYLT2). Gene Ontology annotation, biological process: heparan sulfate proteoglycan biosynthetic process; chondroitin sulfate proteoglycan biosynthetic process. The record is from RefSeq and is a predicted model, not a curated record. Gene Ontology annotation, molecular function: protein xylosyltransferase activity. Lineage: Eukaryota; Metazoa; Chordata; Aves; Sphenisciformes; Spheniscidae. Gene Ontology annotation, cellular component: membrane.
AUGCCGUCAGCCCCACAGCCCAGAGAAGAGCCCUACAGCGCAGCGCGGAGGGAGCGGCAGAAAAAAGCCAGGUUGCCCGAGAGCAGUGACGGCUCCAAGGACUCGGACAGCUCUGCGGGGCGCCGGGGCAGUGCCAGCCGGAAGCACGGACGAUGGCUGGACCGCCCGGGGGCGCUGGUGUCCAAGGUGGUGAGAGCCGUCACGGCGAGACACAAACCGGGAUGGAGGCUGCCGGCUGCGCCGGACUCCUCCAGCCGGAGGAACCUGACGGAGCUGCGCGGGGAGGCCCAGCUGGCCGUCUUCCAGCAGGGCGACACGGGCAGCGUGGAGGGGGCUCCCCAGCCCACCGAGAACAGCUUCACCCCCAAGUGCGAAAUCACGGGCAAAGACGCCCUCUCAGCGCUGGCCCGGGCCAGCAGCAAGCAGUGCCAACAGGAGAUCGCCAACGUGGUGUGUCUGCACCGGGCAGGCAGCCUCAUGCCCCAGUCUGUGCCUCGCCACUGCCAGCUCUCGGGUGAGUCCUGCUGGGGUGCUCCCGGUCACCCUUGGNNCGAGAGCCGGCUGCCGCAGGCGGCCCCGAGCAAGCCCGUGCGCAUCGCCUACAUGCUGGUUGUGCACGGCAGGGCCAUUCGCCAGCUGAAGCGGCUCAUCAAGGCCGUGUACCACCAGGAGCACUUCUUCUACAUCCACGUCGACAAGCGCUCCAACUACCUCCAUCACGAGGCGGUGGAGCUGGCCCGGCACUACCCCAACAUCCGCGUGACGCCCUGGCGCAUGGUGACCAUCUGGGGAGGUGCCAGCCUGCUGAAGAUGUACCUGCGUAGCAUGAAGGACCUGCUGGAACUGGCCGAGUGGCCCUGGGACUUUUUCAUCAACCUGAGCGCCACUGACUACCCCACGAGGACCAAUGAGGAGCUGGUGAUGUUCCUGUCCAAAUACCGAGAUAAGAACUUCCUGAAGUCUCAUGGCCGAGACAAUGCCAGGUUUAUCAAGAAGCAGGGCCUGGACCGCCUGUUCCACGAGUGUGACUCCCACAUGUGGCGGCUGGGCGAGCGCCACAUCCCCGAGGACGGUGGCUCCGACUGGUUCUCGCUGACGCGCAGCUUCGUGGAGUACGUGGUCUACGCCGACGACCAGCUGGUGUCCCAGCUGCGCCAGUUCUACACCUACACGCUCCUGCCAGCCGAGUCCUUCUUCCACACGGUCCUGGAGAACAGUCACGCCUGCGAGACGCUGGUCGACAACAACCUCCGAGUGACCAACUGGAACCGGAAGUUGGGCUGUAAGUGCCAAUAUAAACACAUAGUCGACUGGUGCGGGUGCUCCCCAAAUGACUUCAAACCCCAGGACUUCCUCCGGCUACAGCAACUCUCCAGACCCACCUUCUUCGCCCGCAAGUUUGAGUCGACGGUGAAUCAGGAGGUGCUGGAGAUCCUGGACACGCACCUCUACGGCAGCUACCCCCCCAACACGCCGGCCCUGAAGGCGUACUGGGAGAACGUCUACGACCGCGUCGACGGGCUCAGCGGCCUCAGCGACGUCACCCUCACCUUCUACACAGCCUUCUCCAGGCUGGGGCUCCGCAAAGCCGCGGCCGCGCCGGCAGUGAAGGCCGACAAGCUCUGCAGAUUUGAGCCCCAGGGCUUCCCAUCCAGUGUGCACUUACAUUUCUAUGACGACCGUUUCCAGGGUUACCUGGUGAUGCAGGAAGUGCAGAAUUCUGCAACUGGGCAGGCAGAGUCCCUGGAGGUGUGGAUGAUGCCCCAAGGAGCUCUGAAGUUGGCGGGCCACGGAGGGCAGGCGAACCGCUUACAAAACCUCGAGGUGGGCACGGAGUGGGACCCCAAGGAAAGGCUCUUCCGCAAUUUUGGAGGCUUGAUGGGGCCUUUCGACGAGCCGGUGGCCAUGCAGAAGUGGUCACGGGGCCCCAACCUGACAGCCACGGUGGUGUGGAUCGACCCCACCUACGUCAUUGCUGCCUCCUACGACAUCACGGUGGAUACCGAGGCAGAGUUCACCCAGUACAAGCCCCCCCUCAAUCGGCCCCUGCGCCCCGGUGUCUGGACCAUCCGCCUCCUCCAGUUCUGGGAGCCCCUGGGGGAGAACCAGUUCCUCGUGGUGCCCCAGACCUUCAACCACAAGCAGCCUCUCAGGAAAGCUGAUGACAAGGCAGGAGCCAUCAUUCCCACUGGUGUCCCCUUGCCCGUGUGGGUCCUCAAACCAGGCCCCCGGGCAGCUGUGGAGGACCCGUUUGUAGCGGUGUCCCCCUCCGUCUUCAUCGUGGCGGUCCUCAUCCUGCUGCUGCUCCUGUACCACCGGGACCCCAUGUGCUGCCAGUUCCUCUGCUCCUGCCGCUUCUUCCAGACCCCCAGCCAGUAUGACUGCCCCCCGCCCUACUUCAGCAGCAGCCAGCGGCUGGUGGGUCCCCAGUGCGGAGCGUCACGGCUGGAGAGCGCUGCCGAGAACCCCGGCGUGCAGGGAGACGAGCUGUUCUGCGUCGGACCUCCCGGCAGCUACCAGCUCCCUUCCUGGGAGCAGCCCCGCUUGCCAAGCUACGAGAGCGUGCGGAAGAAAGAUCGCCAGCGGGAAAUCCAUCAGAUGAUUGCCGAGAGGUUUGGGCUGUGGGCAGAGCCCUCCCAGGAGAUGCCGCCUCCCUACGAGCAUGCUCUGAGGCAUCCUCCAGCUUUCUCAGGAACAGUAAUAAGCUCGGAGACCUUGGACAGACGUGGUGUGCCAGACCCUUUCCAGGCCCCUCUCAGCUGCCAAACUCAGCGAAACACGGACGUGUAAGGCCUCGGCCUCCACGUACUGCUUCUUCCUGUGGCGUCAGCGACGGAAGCGCCUGCGGCAUCGUUCUCGUCUGCAGGGAACAGCCGAACCUCAGACCUCCGCCCAGAUUCGCAAUCAGCCGAGACACAGGCAAGUCAGACCCAGCCAGCGGAGACAUCCCUCCCGCAGCACCAGGACAACCACGGAGCCACCGCCAGGUAUCGCACUCUUGAGCAGAGCAGCCAGGGAUGCCCGCUCGCUCUUCUUUGGCAAACGUACCGUUACCAAAGGUGACGGACCAGCUGCUUGCUUCUACACGAGGGGCAAAGCCAAGGUGAAGGUCUGCUCAGGCAGAGCUCCUCCAGGCAGCUGGUGUUAUACCUCUGUGAGGCAAGCACUGCCCGGCGUGCCAAGGAUCAGACCUCGGACAGUGGUCACGUUCUGCUACUUCACUUACUUCUUAGGUUGUAAAAUGUUUUACUUUAUUGGUGUAUUUGGUACCAGGUGGGAAUCCUCACCUGUGAGCGGCAGAAUGAGCCUGCAUCACAGCAUCGCUGUGUGCUCUCACAGUAACGGUCACCUGUGACUGAGAGCAAUUUUGUAUGGACUUCAGAUAGAUUCAGAGAGGCUACAGGGGUUGCGUCGCCCACUGUAUGCAAAUACCGACCACCGAGAUGAACCGUGUGACUGGAUAUGCAAGCUGGGAAAGGACAGAAGCGUGGACAAAAUAAUAGCUGGUGGUCUCCACAAAGAACGUAAAGCAAAGGUGGACAUGUGGGGCUGAGCCAGUCUACCUAGUCGUCUUCUGCAGAGCAGACAAUCUAAUAAUGUCAACGCUGGUGUCCUUCCACCACCAAUUUUGAUAACCUGUUUUCUACUGCAGAGCCAAUGUCUCAAAUUGUUUACAAACCUGUAGAUAAAAUGAGAUCAGUUUGGCCA